UUUAAAUAUAUUAUGGUGGCGAAUCUCUUCCGUUUCAAUGGCUUUCCCAUUUUCUUGAGUUUUAUUUUUUUAUUUUUUAUUUCAGCAAUCAACAACGAUCUCUUGUCUGUCUUAUUAUUUUGCAUGCUUAACUUCUGACAUUGUCCUGACGUCUACACGGUGCCCAGAAAUAAACUUAAAUACUGAAAUGAUCUAAAUGUGAUGGUGUAGGUACAAAUGAGAUAUGAAAUUUCAAACUUCGAGUCCCGUUGCGAUAUUGAUUUAAAUUAGCAGCGAUAUUAAUGCAUUGAAUUGUUGGUUCUUACAAUAAACUCAAUUUCGCCAGUGACACAAUAUGGACGAGUAGAACGACAAUAGCACGUGGGCUUGGUGACUGAAUCAGAUCAGGCUCUUAAUAGGCGUCCACAAAACGUGAACCACUGAUUAAGUCAUUAAUGUUAUCGAAGAUCUGAGGGCGUGGGUGAGCCAGAAUCAAUCUGAUCGCAUUCGUAUUGUCAAGCGUGCUCAGUGCCGCUUGUAAGAUAGUCGUGUUAAAAGUUGUUCGAAAUAGGAUAUCGUUGCAUUCAACCUUGUUAUCCGAUAACGAAAUCCAAUCUUCUAGAACUCGACACGCAUAAAGCACACAGUGAAGUUUCUUUAUUGAUCUCGCUAUUGAGUUUAUCAGUUAAUCGUGGGUACCUUAAGAUUUCACACGUGCGAUAUACCCGAUUCUCAUGAUGCGGCGGAAAGAUCCGGCUCCGUCGCAUACAGGCCGAGGCAAGAGCCUUAUAUCGAUAAGAACAAAUCAGCAGCAGCAGCGCAAGAUACCACCAUGCAGAAGUAUGCUUCCAAGAAGCUAUUCUACCCCGACUUCGCAAAAUGAAACCGAUCCUACACAGAACAGGGGGUACGUUAUGAGAAGCUUCUCAUCACCAGAACAAAAGCAAACAGACCGAAGAAUGAAUUCUGAUUCAUUUUAUAGGCCUAAAGCCCUCGGCUCUAGGACCGAAUUGGAUUCAGACCUUGAGAACUUCGAACAGUUUGAAGAUUGUUUCAUUGAUAUUGACGCGGAAGAUUCGAUUGGUCAAUACAAAAGCAGUCCUGAGAGAGACGAACCGAAAAAGGUAGUAGCCUCGCUGCUUCCCGGGAGCGGUCUACAAAAGAUUUCCAUGUUACCUAUGAAGUCCGAAACAAGACAAUCGCUGCAGAAUACUCGAGACGCUAUGAAGAAGUUAUCGGGAAGGAGAAACCAAAGUGAAAGUCGACUAAAUUUUCAACCAUUGGUACUAAACGUUCCGACACGUCACGUAGUGUCGGAUGAUCGUUCUUCGUCUGAUGUAGAAGAAUUGCAGAUAUCACCGCAAUAUGAUGUCGAGGCUGCCGACCUUGAACGAGAGCUGGACAAUGCAGAGCACCAUCUGGACAAAGAGAUCGCCAUUGCAACCGAAGAAAGCGACGCUGAUACUGUAAGUUAAAUAUGAUAGCACUAGCUUUUGCCCGCGACUCGGUCCUUGUGAAAUAAUUACUUUGGCAUGACGCUAAAUUUUACCC
Molecule: messenger RNA, 1530 nt
Organism: Bombyx mori (domestic silkworm)
Lineage: Eukaryota; Metazoa; Arthropoda; Insecta; Lepidoptera; Bombycidae
Exons: 2
Coding region: 714-1454 (246 amino acids)
Source: RefSeq, a predicted model, not a curated record